Temnothorax curvispinosus is the source of this 923-nucleotide messenger RNA. RefSeq names its product MIP18 family protein galla-2 (gene galla-2). Bases 169 to 639 code for a protein of 156 amino acids. The record is from RefSeq and is a predicted model, not a curated record. Gene Ontology annotation, biological process: iron-sulfur cluster assembly. Gene Ontology annotation, cellular component: cytosolic [4Fe-4S] assembly targeting complex. NCBI's taxonomy places the organism in Eukaryota, Metazoa, Arthropoda, Insecta, Hymenoptera, Formicidae. The transcript is spliced from 3 exons.
AGUCUCUCUAGUCGACCCUUUUCAUGAAAGAAACUCGCUUCUGCUCGGUUCACCUUCUGUUUAUUUAUUUCUCACGUCUAUGCUCUUAAUGUUUGUUUGUAAUCUUUGUAAUCUAUGAAUGACAGGUGACCGGAUUAUGAAAAUUUGACGUUUAUUCAAUGAUACACGAUGAGUGAAAAUUUGGAGAACAUUAAUCCGAAGCUCUACAAAAAAUUGGAUGAUCGAGAGAUCACAGUUGAAGAGCAAGACGAAGAUGUUGUGGAUGAAUUUGAUGCGCGAGAGAUUUUUGAUAUAAUUAGGAAUAUCAAUGAUCCAGAGCAUCCUUUGACUUUGGAGGAAUUAAACGUAGUGGAACAGAGUCUCAUUGAGGUCGAUGAUAAAAAGAACAGAGUAGAUAUAAAGUUCACGCCUACAAUUCCACAUUGCAGCAUGGCCACUCUAAUCGGAUUGUCCAUUCGCGUACAAUUAUUGCGUGCCUUACCUGCUAGGUUCAAGGUUAGCGUGGAAAUUUCUCCGGGUACUCAUUUCUCAGAGGCAGCAGUGAACAAACAGCUCGCGGACAAGGAAAGAGUGGCUGCAGCUUUAGAAAAUUCUAUGCUUCUUGGUGUGAUCAAUCAGUGUUUGGCACCGAAAAAUUAGUAACUUGUGGGAAUUCCAAAAUUCUUGAUGGUUAAAGCAACAGCCCGUGUAGUUUUGUUAUGUAUAUAUAUUAUAAAGUAGUUUUCAUAUCUUAGUUUGAAUAAUAAACGUAGAGAGUUUGCAGAAACUCUGAGAGUCGAUACAGUAAAACUGUUUUUAAUAAUAGAUUUUGAUUACAAAAUUUAACAUAUUAUUUAAUACAGAGAUAAAUCAAUGUACAGAAAAUUUAUUUGUUGUACAUUUAAUGCAUAUUUACUAAUAAACUUACUAUGUAUUAACGCUUA